Xiphophorus couchianus (Monterrey platyfish) is the source of this 7585-nucleotide messenger RNA. RefSeq lists its product as uncharacterized. The record is from RefSeq and is a predicted model, not a curated record. Bases 1 to 4308 code for a protein of 1435 amino acids. Lineage: Eukaryota; Metazoa; Chordata; Actinopteri; Cyprinodontiformes; Poeciliidae. The transcript has 15 exons. Gene Ontology annotation, molecular function: protein binding.
AUGGACUCUGACCUCAAUCCUCAGAGCCACAGAAAGACAGUUACAAAGUCAGCCUUCUAUCACCUGAAGAACCAGGAAUAUAUGAUUAGAAAAGCUGCACAGUCUGAUGGUUUUAUCAAACUGCCUGUCAGAGACAGUAAGGAGCUGGAUUACAUGUUUUACUUUGAUAUGAGGGAAUUAACCAACAUCCCACCAAUCACGAGUUUGGAGGAUCUUCUUUUCACUGCAUGCAGUGAACCAGAUGAGGGCAAAGAUGAAGUCUUACAUGAUAUAAAGAGCAACUCUGAUAACGUUACAGUCAUUUUAGAUGGAGUCACAGAUUUCUCUACAUCGGUUGUGAAAAAACUUGUAGACAAAGAUUUCUUACCUGAUGCUAAAAUCAUCAUUACCUGCAGACCAGAAGAUGAGGAAUACCUCUGUCCUGAAGACUGGCUCAGAGUGGAGGUGAAAGGCUUCAGUGAGGAAACAAUAAAGACAUAUUUGUCUUCAACUCUGGGUGAAGCUCACAGGAAGGUCCUGAGUAACGUGGAGCUGUUGACUCUUUGUCAUGUUCCAAUGUAUGCGCUGAUGGUGGCUGCCAGCUUUUCAUCUAAAGACUCUCUGCAGCCCAGAACUGUGACUGAAAUAUACAUCAAUAUUGUUCGAUUUGGUCUUCAGAUGAACAGCAACAAAACCAGGAUCAGGAACCUCAAUCAGUUCAUCAAAACCAAGAGAAACGGAAUCCUGUCUCUGGCCGAAGCUGCUUUUAAUGCAACCGAAAGAAAAGCUGUGAACCUGGAAGAACUUUCUGAGGAGAUUACUCAGAACUCUGAAGACAGAUGCAUCUUUUCCUUUCUGAAAGUACUGUAUGUAAAAGUUCCUCCUACUGAAACCAUAACUUUGUAUGCUUUCCUCCAUUACACCAUGCAGGAGUUUUUUGCAGCUCUGUGGCUUUUGGAGAAUCCUGAUAAGAUCAGGGAUGUUUUCCAGCAGUGCCUCACUGAGGAAAAUAAACACAUGAAGCAUCUGAUCCCGUUCAUGUGCCGUUUGUUGAAUGACAAGAGUCCACGUUUGAUGAGCUGUUUGAUUCCAGCUGAGGAGAUCAAGGAAACAUCUAGAUGGUUCUUCAAAGAGAUAAUUGACACAUUUUUCCAUCAGGCUGUCGCUAAUAUCAGUGAGCUUCAUGUAGACACAUUGUUCGUAUACCAGUGUUUGUUUGAGUCACAGAGCUCCGAAGUCUGCAUUUCCUUUCUGGACAAACUGGACUUCCAUCUUGACCUCAGUGGAGAGAAUCUGGACCCUUAUUCCUGCUGUGCUGUGGCCUAUGUGGUCACUCAGUCAAAGGAAAGGAAAAUAAGUCUGAACCUUCAGGAUGUGACAGUCACAACACAAGGAAUGAGACAUCUGUUUGGAUGUCUUCAAAAUGUUCAAUGGGUUUACCCUCUGCCUCAGCAGUUGUGGACUGUUGUCUUUCUCAGUGAAGGGCUGACAGAAUAUAUGACAUUAUUGCAUCGCUGUGGAAACCAGCUGUAUCUUCCAGUUGAAGGUAAAAAGCUGCUGUUUGAUAGAGCUGUGAAGGUUAUGCAGAAGUCAGCUACAAAGGUCAAUGUCUGCCUCCAGUGGACCCAAAGAGGUCAUGUCUGCCAGAGUCUGUGUGAAUCCCUGCUACAGGCUCUGCCAUACACACAUGAUCUCAGCUUUGAUCCUCGAAGCUCAGUACGUCAUGAACAAACCAGGUUGUUAGUGAAUCUGUUCUGUGCAGCAGCAGAGAGAGAACAGCAGACAGGAGAGAAGAUGCUGGAGAUGUUAGCAUCAGUCUGCAGAUAUAAAACAUUCCCUUUAUAUUAUAGUGGUAAACCUCAGAGUGACUUCCUGCUGGAUCUGUACUCCCAGAUGAAGGACAGAGAGACAAAAUCAGGUCUGAGUCUCCUUCCAUCAUUACAGUCAGUUUUCCAGUCAGCUCCUUUAUUCUGGACCAUAAAGCUGUCAGAGAGAAAGACCUCCAUCCUCCUGGAAGUGAUGAAACUCCAAUCAGAGAAGAAACUAGUGAUACUGACAGACUGCUCACAUGGAGAGAGUGAAGUGAGGAGUUUCCUGCAGUGUCUGCCUUUUAUCUUACAGCUCAGGUUUGAUCCUCUGAGCUCAGAUCUUCAUGAACAAACCAGGUUCUUAGUGAAUCUGUUCUGUGCAGCGGCAGAGAGAGAACAGCAGACGGGAGAGAAGAUGCUGGAGAUGUUAGCAUCAGUCUGCAGAUAUAAAACAUUCCCUUUAGAUGACAGAUGCAUGGCUAAUUUUGAAUAUGGAUACAGAAAAUAUCAGAGUGACUUCCUGCUGGAUCUGUACUCCCAGAUGAAGGACAGAGAGACUAAAUCAGGUCUGAGUCUCCUUCCAUCAUUACAGUCAGUUUUCCAGUCAGCUCCUGAAGUCUGGACCAUCAAGCUGUCAGAGAGAAAGACCUCCAUCCUCCUGGAAGUGAUGAAACUCCAACCAGAGAAGAAACCAGUGGAGGUGACAGACUGCUCACAUGGAGAGAGUGAAGUGAGGAGUUUCCUGCAGUUUCUGCCUUUUAUCUUACAGCUCAGUUCUCCUCCAGGGUUUUUCCAGAGUGUUUGUUCAUCUCUAUCAGUGAGAUCGAGAGAGGAGAUCCAUCAGCUGGUUUCUCUAUUGCAGCUUCAGAACUUCAACCUGCUGCUAACAGGAGUUUUACCCAGGAAAACCUGCAGCUCUGUGGGGAAAGUUCUCCCCCUGGUUGGAUCUAAAGUGGAUCUGAUCCUCACAGACAGCCGGAUGUCCGUCAGAGGAGCCGCUGUCCUCUUUAGAUCUACAACACAGCUCCACAGUCUGAGACUCUCCAGCAGUCUGGUCUUGUUCUUCUCUCAGUGGGUGAGAAGAGGCAGAGUGGCUUUUCCUCUGGUCCUAGAAGAGCUUUCUGUGGUUUCCACCAAAGCUCAGCCACAGAGAGUCUUGCUGAAGGUCGGCAGCAGUUUGGCGUCUCUGCUGAGGUUCUGGACAGUGGGACGGUUGGACCUGACCGAGUCCGGACUCCCUGUUCAGAGUCUCCUCAGUCUGCUGUUUCACGAUGGUCCUCUCACACUCAGACUGAGUGAAGAGAGACUCCAGCAGCUUCUGGUUCUCCUCCACGAGGUUCAGGACCAGAACCUGACGUCGUCCCUCUUGAAUAAGGUCGGUGGAGACCUGAGCUCCUGCCAGUUGAGCUGGGAGCUUCUUCACUUCCUGCUGCAACAGCCGACAAGUCAGACCAUCACCGUGAACCUGAAGAAGAACCGAUUCUUGGAGGAGAGAGCUGCUGAGCUGCUGCCCUUCCUGCACAGGAUGGUGAUUCAAAGGCCCAGUCCCAGCUUUGUUAGGACUUCCAUCAGGGAGAUCUUCAGGACUCAUCCCAGUCACAUGAUAUCCUGGUUGCUGAGGUCACUGGAUCUUGUGAUCAACCUGAACUGCACAGAGCUGGACUCAAAGGACUGCGACGCUCUGCUGUUCAUCCUCAGACACAGCGACGGAGUGAAACUGAAGCUGCUGUGGAGCUCCAUCCCAGCAGAGGGAAUCCAGUCCAUCCUCUCUGUGCUGCACAGAGUUUCUGAUCUCAGUGUGGACAGGAAUCUCCUGCUGAGGUUCAUCCACUGCUGCGCCGCCUCCGACAGCCAGCAGGGGGCAGCAUCGGGCCUGCUGAGGACUCUACGGCACAGGUUGGAUCUGUCCUGCUCCUCCUGCGUGGCGCUACCAGAAGAGGAUCAGACGGAGCCUCUGAGGUUGACGGCCGCCGACUGCGGGGCCGUCUCCACCGUCCUGAGACACAGCAGCAGGGACACGCAGCUGGACCUGAGAGACUGCGAGGUGGAGGACAGCGGGCUGGACCUGCUGUUUCCUGUCCUGGACGGAGUCCGUCUCAGAGUCAACAAGACGGUCCCGGUCCAGCUUCUGUCUCUGCUUGCCGCGAACAAUCAGAGGGACACCGCGAGACGAGCAACGUCCCUGUGCAGAGCCCUGGGAGGAGAACUGGACCUGAGUCACAGGCCACUGGAUCAGAGGCUCUGUGGAGCUCUGGCUCUGAUGCUGGACUACUCUGAAGAUCUAACAGAGCUGGACCUCAGCCACUGCCAGCUGACAGACCAGCUGCUGCUCCAACUCAUCACACAUCUGCACAAAGUCCACAACCUGGAUCUGAGUCACAAUCAGAUCACCGAUCUCUCCACUGAUGGGUUACUCCACCUCUUCUUCAUCAACCCGUCCAUUGAUUGUGUGAGACUGAACAACAACAACAUCAUCAACAAAACUCCUUUUAUGGGGAACAAGACGUUUGAAAUCUGGUGAAGCAGCUGUGAGUCAGCUGGUCAUGUGACCAACAGGAUCCUAAUUCCUCUGGUUUAAUCCAAAACUCUCCCUUCACUGGUAGAGUGUGACCUGUAAAUGGAGACCUUAGUCCUCAAUGUGGCUUUCACUGGGUUCUCUCCUGGCCUGAUGACCUUUGACCCAUGUUUUCCUCCCUUCUCAUAAUAAACUUUCCUUUUCAGCAACCGCUAAAUAAAGGCCCCAGGAGGGAAAUAAUACUGGACACUGCCUGGUAACACUGGUUAGUGUUCAGCAGUGGGGAGCAUCUUAGAUAAGAUAAGAUUGAUUAUGUCAUUGUCAUCAACAGAUUCCAAAUGAUGUUUGUUGAUAUGCAUUCAUGUUUUGGGGUUUGAUGUAUUGAUGCUAGAUUUAUCAUCACUCUCCUUUUUAUGUCGUUAGUAAUGGAAUCACUAAGGAAGGUUUUAUGAAAGUAAAUCAGAGAUGAAGCAGAAAUAGGUUCUGAUGAGUGCGUAUGUAUCUCUGUUGAUGUAUUAGAUUGUGUUUCUCCACUUUCCUUGCUGUUCCUCUUUUCCUUCUCAUCUGUUUCUAAUGAGUCAGCUGUUCCUUGUUCAAUAAUCCAAUAUAUCUAGAAAGCAUUCUCAGUCACUCCUUGCUGCUUGUUCUAGUUAAAUUAUGUUACUGUUCACUAUGUUGCUGUUUGUCUCCCUGGAUUCCUGGUUGUUGUUGUUGUUGUGCUGUCAUUGGCAGUGUAUUGAUUUGGUUUUUAUCAUUUAUUUCUCAUUAAACUUGAAGAACUACUCACUGCCUUCCUGUGUUAGACUCUGUCAUCAUUGGAUAACAUCAUCCCAGUGUCUCUCUAGAUCUCAGGAACCAUCCAGUGCCGGCAGAUUAGUGAGUAAAACCAGUGCGGUUGUUGAACUGGAAAUGUUGAAAUGUAUUUAGCUUCCUGCACAUGUAUGUUGCUCAGCUUCAAUCAGUUGACAGGUAGAUGAUAUACAGAAAGCUUGAUCUAGGAGUGGUUCUCUAAUUAUCAGGAGAAAGAUGUUUUUCAUAUGGUUGUGUUAGAAAUGUGAUUAACAAUCAAAAAGAUGAAUAAGGAACUAAAAACCAAACCAAAACAUAAUUUGACAUACGUUUAAGAAGAUACUUAAUGUGAUACUGUAAGUGUAAUCAAUAUAUGUGGCAGAUUCUAUGUUAGUUAUAUCACCAUGUAUUUAGUGAUGUUGAUGUACAAGCAGACAGUAGGAUAUCAAUGUAUAUUGUAAUGAAAUAUCAGUGGAGCCAUAAUGAACUAUGAUGUUGUUAGACAAUGUAAGAGGUAAUAGAACAUCAUCUUUACACAAUGUCUAUUCAAUGUUACACAUUGUAAUGUCUAUGUUAAUGUACAAGUUUUAUUGUAAUCUACUUUAACCCACAAAAGGUUUUACUCACUCAGCAAAUGUCUUUGAAAUAAUUCAGUCCAGGUCGGAGGAUUGUUGUGAAUAUUGGAGUCAUUUAAUAGGAAUUAGUGCCGUACAGGAUAGUUAUGCUAAUGUCAGGAUUUGUCAUCUAAGGAGUGUCAGUGGACAACAAGAGUAAAGUUAGACUGUUGAAUGUAAUCAGUAAGUACUUUGUAUCAAUGUGUAAUGUUUUAGAAUGUAAAAUAAGUUCAAUGUUUCCAGAAACCGAGUCUCUGUCGCCCAGUGUGACCUGAACAUGCGACCAUGUGCUUGUGCUCUGUUCAGUGGACCUGCAGCGGCAGUGAGACGUUCCAGUGAAGGAAGAGUUGCUGCUUUCACAGGACAGCGAAUCUCCACUGGGUGAUGGUGGGUUAGUGCUUUGGUAUGACGUAUGUAUAUGAAAUGGAGUAUCUUCAAAUCACGUAUAAUUAGCAGCUCUGGAUAAUGUAAGACUAGAUGUAGUAUAAAUGAAAGUCAGUCCAAUAUGUAGCAAAUGUAAUAUGUUUUAAAAUGAAGUAUAUCAGCAGGUUUAAGGUGAAUAAUUCAAUAUAAUAUGUCUUAUCUCAGAUUAACAUGAGAGUAAAAGGUGCCAUCAUGUGGGCAAAUGAAAUCACUAUACAAUAGUGACAUGUGUUUGUUAGGGGAUAGAAGGAAGCGAAUCUUCGUAUCUGUUCCACGUAUACAUGUAAAACUCAGCAUGAAGGGAGUUUAGUGUGUUUAGUGUAGCAUUUGUAUCACACAUGAUAGGAUAUUACUGGUAGUGAAAUAUGUCUCUGUGAAGAAUUAUUUGGUAGCAUAAGUGUGUAGUUAUUUCAAAGUAAAAUCACUGUUUUAAAGGUGUAAAAGUGAAAUCCCUAAGCUCAGUCAUGAGAUGAAUAGAUCUGUCAGAACAGAAGUGUUCUUAGAUGUUACAGUUUCUGGAUUGUAGCUGAAACCAAUGUAGAAGUUAGAGAGUAGAUUUUCUGAGGGAUCUGUUGAGGUAAUAAUGUCUUUAAAUCAGCAUGUCAGGGCAAAAGAGGGAAGCUUCAUGUUAAGGUCCAUUGAUGAAGUAAAUAUGUCAGGUUUUGCUCUGUUAAGGAAGUUACUGGUGAAAUGACUGGGAUGUAUUUCAAAAGGUGUCGGAGUCUGAAUAGUACAGAGUUCCUCUAUUUAGUAAUAUGUGUGAGGUUUUCUAGGAACACAAGCAGAAGACAAAAUAAUGUUUCAAGUAUCUUUUAUGAAGAUUGUGCUUAGAAUCUCUUUUUCAAACUAUUGUGUUAGUAUCCAUCAUGACAUGUCUCCCAAUACAAAUGUAGGAUUGAGUCAACUUAUCUUAACUUAGAGUGUAGCCAGAAUCUAUCUAACUGUAUUUUGCUGUAACUUUGAAGAAUUUAAACUAGAAGUUGUGUUAAACCAAAGUUAGAUGAAUAGAAUAAAUGUUGGAUGUCAUUAGCAAUAAAAGAGAUCAUAUUAAAUAGAAGUGACCCCCCCCCCCACAGAAAAUCUCAAAGUGAUGCUAAGAUGAGGUUUAACAGCAUAAUUCUUAGUGCUAAAGUCAAAUUUGUUAGCAAAGGUUUAAUCUGAGCUUAGUGAGACAUUCUACACAGUAGAACAGGGAUUAUCCCAGUAUGUUAUGGUGCUGAAAGCAGUUAUGAAGAUCAAGCACAGAAAAACAGGGGAAUAAUUCAAUGUUUAUUUGUUUGUAAGGGAAUCAAAGAAUGAUGGACAGAAAAAGGGCAAAGACGUGGCAUAUUGACCAUAUGUAGGAAACUGCAUACAGUCUUCAUAACCCAGCAUAAAGUGUUCUAGUUACUGUUAAACAUGUGGUCUAGUCAUUAUGAAGACAUAAUGAGGAAAGAAUGGAUAGUUUUAUGAACAGU